Molecule: messenger RNA, 987 nt
Organism: Aureobasidium melanogenum CBS 110374
Lineage: Eukaryota; Fungi; Ascomycota; Dothideomycetes; Dothideales; Saccotheciaceae
Exons: 3
Coding region: 1-987 (328 amino acids)
Cellular component (GO): oligosaccharyltransferase complex
Source: RefSeq, a predicted model, not a curated record
AUGAAGUUCUUCCAGACCGUGACAGCCUUUCUGCUGCCGCUCACAGCUCUAGCAGCAAAGAAGAGCUCGACCGACAAGUUCGCCGACUACCGAUCGCAACAGCUGGCCGCAGCUGCUCCCCUCAAGCUCGACGACAAUGAAUACUCGAGAUUGACCUCGUCUCCCCGCGACUACUCCGUUGCUGUUCUUCUAACUGCCCUCGAGGCCAGAUUUGGAUGCUCUAUCUGUCACGAAUUCCAGCCUGAAUGGGACCUCUUGGGCAGAUCUUGGGCUAAGGGAGACAAGAAGCAGGAGUCUAGACUGGUUAUGGGAACCCUCGACUUUGUCAAUGGCCAGAGAACUUUCCAAUCUCUGCAGCUCACCACUGCACCUGUCCUACUCUACUUCCCUCCUACCACUGGUCCUGAUGCUAAGCCCGACUCUCAACCCCUCCGUUUCGAUUUUACUACUGGUAUCAUCGCUGCUGAACCCGUCCACGCCUGGCUCGCUCGCCAUGUUGCAGGCCCAACUCCUCCAGUCGUCCGUCCCGUCAACUACGUCAAGAUCAUUACCACCACCACAGCUAUCCUCGGAACAAUCACCGCUUGCACCGUAGCUGCUCCUUACGUCCUCCCCAUCAUCCAAAGCCGCAACCUCUGGGCAGCCAUCAGUUUGAUCGCCGUCCUCCUCUUCACCAGCGGUCACAUGUUCAACCACAUCCGCAAAGUCCCCUACGUCGCAGGCGACGGCAAGGGCGGAAUCUCCUACUUUGCCGGUGGUUUCCAGAACCAAUUCGGUCUCGAGACUCAGAUUGUUGCUGCAAUGUACGCUAUCCUUGCUUUCGCAACCAUCUCUCUUGCUCUCAAGGUGCCCCGUAUGACAGAGCCUCGCACCCAGGGUAUCGCUACUCUUGCUUGGGGUCUUGUCAUGCUCGCCAUGUACAGCUACCUCCUCAGCACUUUCCGCAUCAAGAACGGUGGCUACCCCUUCUUCUUGCCUCCUUUCUAG